AUGACGACCGCAACGCAAAACCCUCCAAACGCGACGGUCUACGUCAAGAACCUCGAAGAGCGGAUCAAGAUCGAGGAGAUGAAGACCGCGCUGACGGAAAUCUUCUCCGAGUACGGCAACAUCAUCGACCUGGUGGCCAAGUCGAACCUGAAAGCCAAGGGCCAGGCGUUUGUGGUCUUCGACAGCACCGAGUCGGCGGCGCGGGCCAUCGAAGAGAUCCAGGGGUUCGAGCUGUUCGACAAGCCCAUGCAGCUGGACUUUGCGCGCACGCGCUCCGACGCCACGGUGCUGCGCGAGGACGGCGAACCGGGCCUGGAGAAGUGGAAGAGAGCCCGCCUUGCCGAGAAGGAGAGGCGGCAGGCCCAGGAGGCGACGCAGCACAAGGCGACAACGGCGGCGACGACGACGACGACGCUCAAGAGGCCCGCACCCGGCGCGGCCGCUGAGUCUGCCACAGCAACAGCAGGAGGAGGAUUGAUGGCGACAAGGCCGGCCAAGGCAGCAAAGGGCGCGGGCCUGAAAGCCUCGGGCACCAAUGCCGCAGCCAUCAUCCCCGACGAAUACCUACCUCCUAACAAGACCCUGUUCUUGCGGGAUCUGCCAGAUAGCUACGACGCAGACGGCCUGAGCCGAAUAUUCAGCCGCUUCGAAGGAUUCAAGGAAGUCCGAAUGGUGCCGGGGCGGAAGGGCAUUGCAUUUGUUGAAUACGAGGCUGAGGCUGGCGCGAUUAGUGCAAAGGAGGCGACGGCCGGUAUGCAACUCGGUGACGAGGGCAAGGGAAUCAGGGUUACGUAUCAACGAGCUUGA
Messenger RNA from Fonsecaea multimorphosa CBS 102226, 807 nucleotides. RefSeq lists its product as uncharacterized. Gene Ontology annotation, biological process: mRNA splicing, via spliceosome. The coding region runs from base 1 to 807 and encodes 268 amino acids. The record is from RefSeq and is a predicted model, not a curated record. Gene Ontology annotation, molecular function: U1 snRNA binding. The transcript is spliced from 2 exons. Lineage: Eukaryota; Fungi; Ascomycota; Eurotiomycetes; Chaetothyriales; Herpotrichiellaceae. Gene Ontology annotation, cellular component: U1 snRNP.